UGAGAGGCUGUGAGGAUGAAGAGCAAGACCUGGAAACAAACAUCAGUGAAGAAUGAAGGGUUUAGUGUGUUUACUGCUGCUGUUGGAAACAUUUGUGUGUGUCGUACAGCAUCAGGUAGAUGGAGGACUCAAUGAGAAUGGGAUCAGUCAACAGCUCAGAUCUGAGGACGGAAGACAGAAUCCACCUCAAACAGACUCUUUGAGAGAUGAAGCUUCAACUGACAGCCAACAAAACUACCAUCUGUUCUUCACUGACAUUCAUGCAGCGCUGAGAGAACUGACCGCCACAGUUACAGAGCAGAAAACAAACAUCAGAGAACUGACCGCCACAGUUACAGAGCAGAAAACUAACAUCAGAGAACUGACCACCACAGUUACAGAGCAGAAAACACACAUCAGAGAACUGACCGCCACAGUUACAGACCAGAAAACCAUCAACAGAGCUUUAGAGACGCGACUGAGGGAACAACAAUCAUUUAUCCUGCAAGAGCUUAACAAGAAAAAUGACGAAAUAUCAAAUCUUACUCUGGGUCAAGUGGAGUUGAGAAAGGAAAAUAAAGACAGAGAAAUAGCUUUCUCAGCUUCACUGAUGCAAUCUGGCAGUGGAUAUAUUGGUCCUUUUACCACUGAAAUCACACUAACCUACAGGAACGUCUUCACAAACAUAGGGAACGCCUACAACCCAAUCACAGGUAAUUAUCAAUGAAAGGAGUCAUAAAACUCAGUU
Messenger RNA from Pimephales promelas (fathead minnow), 727 nucleotides. Lineage: Eukaryota; Metazoa; Chordata; Actinopteri; Cypriniformes; Leuciscidae. The record is from RefSeq and is a predicted model, not a curated record.